UUGAGACCCCAAAACUGAGAUUCCAAUUCCAUUGUCUUCUCUCACUCUCUCUCCAGACAGCAAUUCAAUUCACCUCGUGACAUGACACCCCACCCCCCCGAAAUUCACGACAUUUUCUCACUCUCCCGAAUCAAUCCCAUUAUUUCCUCACCUUAUAUAAUCAUCAUUACUUCUAUCUCUCAAUUCUCAGACCUCUCCCUCCUCUGCCACCUCUCGAGCGUCAUGUCUAGAUGAUAACGGCGUUCAUGCUCGCGACAACGAUUUCUACAUCACUCAGGACUCAAUAUAUAUUUUGCAUUUAGCAUGAUCACAUACGACCAAGAUCCGGAUGUUAUUCGCUGGGGACUUGAGCUCUUUGAUGGCGAUCCUUAUUCUAAUUUUGGAUAUUGUGGUUCCAUCUCCCAACAUAAUACGGAUUGCUAUCCGGGGCAAUAUUUGAAAGGGUAUCAGUAUGAGGCAGACUGCAAUUAUGCAGGAGACCAGAACCUUAAUGUAGACAGCCUUCACGAACAACUAUCACAGGAGCACCAAACUUCGUUUUGUUCACAGGAUUGGUUCCCGCAUUCGUUGGGGAACUACAACUAUGUUGUCGACGGAUAUAAUGGUCAACAUGAAGAAGAAACUGUUUUGGGAAUUCCGGCUUCGUGUUGUAGCCCUGGAGAUGAAUUGUACUGCGAAGAAGAGUGGUCGAGUUCACUAGAACUAAUGGAUGAGCAUGCUUUUGAUGGUGAAGUAGGCAAAAGAUUGAACCAGAUGGUCUCUAUUCCUCACAUUCCAAAAAUUAACGGUGAAAUACCCUCAGUAGAUGAAGCAACUUUAGAUCAUCAAAGGCUUCUGGACAGAUUACAGGUCUAUGAACUGGUCGAAUUCAAGGUUCAAGGAGAUGGUAACUGCCAGUUCCGAGCUCUGUCAGACCAAUUUUAUCGUACUCCUGAGCAUCACAAAUUUGUCCGGGAGCAGAUUGUAAACCAGCUUAGGUCUCUCCCAGAGAUCUACGAGGGAUAUGUGCCCAUGGCUUAUGACCAAUAUCUGAUAAAGAUGAAAAAGAAUGGGGAGUGGGGAGAUCAUGUCACGUUGCAAGCUGCUGCAGAUUCCUAUGGUAUAAAGAUAUUUGUCAUAACGUCGUUCAAGGAUACCUGUUACAUUGAGAUUCUCCCGAACAUUCAAAAGUCAGAAAGAGUUAUUUUCCUUAGCUUCUGGUCCGAGGUUCAUUACAACUCGAUAUAUCCUGCCGGAGAUUGCCCCAGGUUUCGGACGAAGAAGAAGAAGAAGAGGUGGCAGGCUGCUCAACACGAGCACGUUGAGUCACCAGAAGACUAUAACUGAUGAAUGAUAUGGCAAUAGCUAGGCACCUCAAGUUAACUUUGAUAUGGACUUAUUGGCGUUACUUGAUGACCUGAUGAUGCGGAAUAAGCAGCUCGUCUGCAGGCGAAAGAGCUUGGGGCCUCUGCUAACCGCCAACUCUAUUAUCGACUAUCUCUACCAAGGCAACAAGAGCUGAUUCUUUCUGAAUAAAAUGAAAUCUGAGAGAGUGAAAAUUUUCUCUUGAUGACCAUCUUUUAAUUUCUGUGGAUCUAUGGACCUUUAUAUUUA
Messenger RNA from Salvia splendens (bonfire salvia), 1593 nucleotides. RefSeq names its product OVARIAN TUMOR DOMAIN-containing deubiquitinating enzyme 12. Gene Ontology annotation, molecular function: cysteine-type deubiquitinase activity. Gene Ontology annotation, biological process: protein deubiquitination. The record is from RefSeq and is a predicted model, not a curated record. The coding region runs from base 304 to 1326 and encodes 340 amino acids. NCBI's taxonomy places the organism in Eukaryota, Viridiplantae, Streptophyta, Magnoliopsida, Lamiales, Lamiaceae. The transcript is spliced from 11 exons.